GCCUUGAACGCCGCAUUUCUCCUCCAGUCAUAACGGAGCUAUAUGAGGUGAACUUGCUGCACGCGCGGUCACAUCCCAUAUAUUGUGCUGCCCAGCUUAGUGGUCCAUAAUCUAAUAAUGCUCGCUGCUGGUUUAGCGGCCAGUUAGCACACCUAGUUAGUCUCGGCAGCGUGCUCGGCCUUCUGCGGGGUACCCAUCUCGGGCCGAUGCUGCUGGCUGAUGAUUUCAUUGUUUGCCAUCAUGUCGGGGUCGUUCCGUUAUUUUUAGCUAGCGUCGCUUGCUAGCUCGGCGAGUAGCGGUGAGCGCGGCGUGAAUAAUCGGUGUGUUGUCUGAAUAAAAGGAGGCAUGGAGCAGUGGCAGGACGCGGCCUCCCAGCAGCUCGGGCUGCUCUCGGGCCGUCUGACCGAGCUGUUGACCAAAGGCCUGGGGUGGCUCCGCUCCGAGCUCGGCGUGGACCUGGGGCUGAAGCCCGAGCUCAUUCCGCCAUGGGUAAUCCUGCUGGCGGCGUGCAGCGGGCUGCUGCUGAUGGUCGCCCUGUGGGCCUCGCUCUGUCGGACUGUUUUCAGAAGGCGUCCCGCUGCGAGCCCCCUGGACGACGGACUCGAGGGGAAACGCGGAGCCGCCAAGCCCCUGAAAGCAGAGGAGCCGAAGAAAAAGAAGAAGAAGGCAGAGAAGAAAGCGCAGCCGAACGGGAGAGCCGUCGCUGAAGCGCAGGAAGGAGCCACGGCGUGCGAGGAGAGAGUGCCACAUCAGCAGGCAGCGCCGGCGCAGGGCACGACCGACAAGCUCGCUGAGACGAAGAAGUCCAAAAAGAAGGCCAAGGCGGCUGCAAAGGAGACCAAGGCGGCCUCUGGAGAUGGCAAAGAGCCCGAAGAAGGUGAAGCAGCUCAAGUUAACCGGCGACCAAUGGGUGCCCUCUGCACGUGGGAGACCAAGGUUAGCAACAAGGAGAAACGUGAGCAGCGCAAGAAAGAUAAGAACUCCAGCGACGGCUCGGCCAGCCCUAGAGGAGGGGAGACACCUGUGAACGCCCCCCCGGAGCAGCCCAAGGCCCCCGCUGCCCCGCCCGCGCCUGCCGGCCAGAAGAAGAAGAAAGGAGAAUCUGGCAAAGUGAAGGCGGAGAAGGCCGAAGCUGUUGUCUCUCAAGCUAACAGCAUCGUGGUGCCAGAGGCGGCGGCCGCUGCUCCGGCUGACGUGGCAGCCAAGGUUGCGCCGCAGAGCGCCGCUCCAAAGACGAGCUCCUGGACGACCCCGAGGCCGACGGCUUCGCUCUGGAGACCAGCUGUUGAUGAGUCAUGGGCUGCGCCAGUACCCUCAGCAGAUCUCAAUCUGGUGCCUCUAACCGGACUUGGAGUUGCUCAGGCCCAACCAGUGAGCGACCUGUCCUGGCUCAGUCAGCCCAGAGUGGACGAUGAGUGGUCUGGACUCAAUGGCGGUUCCGCCGACCCCAGCUCCGACUGGAACGCCCCCUCUGAAGCCUGGGGCAACUAUGAGGAGCCCACCCCUGAGCCUCCUCCGACUCAGGAGCUGCCCCGCCCCGAGGCAGCCAAGGUUAAUCUGAUUGGAGCAGCUGAGGAAAAUGAAGACGACAUGAAGGACAUGGCUGACUCCACUGCUGAUGGAGCGGCUAAAACUAAGAAGAAGAAAAAGAAGAAGAAGAAAACCCCGGAGGAGGGAGGGUCACCUGGCCAGGUGGAGGAACCGGAGAAGGAGGCGGCACCUGCCCCUUCAGUGAAGAAGCAGCCACCUGCUCAGGAGAACGCUGCUGCCGUCCAGCCCGUCAAAGCAGCUCCUGCGGAGGCGAGAGGAGACCGACCAGUGAAGGACUCGAUAUCCCAGAAACCCCCUGUCACACAAGUGCCACAGAAGCCGACUGAAGGAGAGCCCGCUGCCAAGCAGAACAACCUUCCUGCUCCAACACAGCAAAAAAAAACCGAGGAGAGCCAAGUGCCCAAAGCAGCGAAGAAGAAGAAGGCAAGGAGAGAGACAUGAGACACCCCCGUAUGCAAGAGACUUCAUAUCCUGUUUAUGCAACCCUCCCCCCCCCCCUCCUCCUUUGACUGGGAUUUGGAACGACGGUCGCUGUUGAUGGACUUUACCAGAAUAAAAAAAAAAGAAAUGUCUGAAAAUGAAACGGCUUUUUCUACACAUGGUGUGUGCCAGUUGAUGGGUCCUUGAAAACUGAAAUGUAAUGCAGUGCAAUCUAAUGUGAUGAGGUGUUAAUGAUUUCUGCGUUUGAUCUUCUGAUAAUGUCCUCUAAUUCCACUGAAUCAAAUAACUGAAGGAGCUGUACUGUAGUCCUUAGACCUGUAGAAAAAUACUGCUAAAGUUUAGAAAUUUGUGGUGGUGGUGGCGGUGGAUGGCGACUGGUGUUUACUGUGUAGAGAAUAACGCUGGUGCAGCGCUGGGCCCAAAGGAUGAACUGGCCUCCUUUUUAACUCGCUCUGAUGUUGAACUCAGACUAACCGUUGGAGCUCUACAAGCUGUAAACUAUUGUGAUUUAAACGAGCCUCGUCCGGCACCCAAAAGGGACUCACGUAGGCUCUCUUUAUUCUUUGUGUUUUUCUUUUUUCUUCUGUGAUUCUAAAGAAAAAAAAAAUGCCAUCACCUCUGCCCGUCCUUUUCGUCUCGUCUGUUUGGCCGCUCUGUGUCUCUCGCUGUUUUUCAGCUGCAGCCUCCUGGGAGCCUCUGAUGUCGCCGCUGUCAUCAUCGGCCUCUCUCGUUUCUUCGUUUUCCACCUCUGCUUGAUUCAGAAGUCCUCAGAAUCUUUUUGUAAAACCUGUUUGUAAUAAAAGAAAAGCUAAAGCCAUAUGUAAAAAGACUAAAUAAAGGCCAGUUUUUCUAU
Messenger RNA from Fundulus heteroclitus (mummichog), 2845 nucleotides. Its product is annotated as protein LYRIC. Gene Ontology annotation, biological process: negative regulation of apoptotic process; regulation of transcription by RNA polymerase II; positive regulation of canonical NF-kappaB signal transduction. The transcript is spliced from 13 exons. Gene Ontology annotation, cellular component: nucleus. The coding region runs from base 346 to 1992 and encodes 548 amino acids. Gene Ontology annotation, molecular function: transcription coregulator activity. NCBI's taxonomy places the organism in Eukaryota, Metazoa, Chordata, Actinopteri, Cyprinodontiformes, Fundulidae. The record is from RefSeq and is a predicted model, not a curated record.